This is a messenger RNA of Symbiodinium sp. CCMP2456, 1208 nucleotides long. The record is from the annotation of a GenBank genome assembly. Lineage: Eukaryota; Dinophyceae; Suessiales; Symbiodiniaceae.
GAGGGCUCCAGGUUCCGACCUCGCAGGGCCUGUACCAUUACAAUGGUACGAGUGUGUUCGGCUCCAGUUGCCAGACUUGGGACGCAUUCCUCGUUGGUUUGUGCGAAGCUGGCGAUCCGGCGUGCCAGAGCUUGUACUGCUACGUCGAUCCAUCGAACUGCAGCACCGCCAGCUAUCCGAGUGUUUACUUCCUUGGGAUGGACCUGCAGUACUCCUACCUGUCCUGCGGCUACCAAAGCGGUCAAGAUGACCUCACUGCGCAAAUCCGGGGUCAACUGGCUGGGCAAACCUACACCUUUGCAUAUCCGGCAAGCAGCCGCCCAUGGCACUACGAGCAGGAUGGAGAGUGGACAGGAUCCGUCGCCAGCUUCUUCAAGAAGGUGGCGAACUCCGCGCAAUUUCAGACCACCCGAGUACCUGUCUCCGACGCCUCCCUCAGCUUGUUUGCUUCCCCCUGGGAUGCAUGCGUUCACGAUGUGCAAAUGCAGCUUAUUGAUUUCUGCAUCUCCGUGAUCAUGGAGACAGAUACGCGGCGGCAGAUGGCCACUUUUUCGAGCCCGAUCAUGGCAGGAAACAUGAAGCUGAUGGUGCGCAAGCAGGUCUAUGACAACCGCUGGGACCCGAGCUUGGGCUUCAAGUCCGUGUGGUUCAGCUGGCUGCAGCCUUUCUCGCCCUUUUUGUGGCUGCUUGUGGGGCUGCUGGUCAUUGCGGCCGGCAUUGCCUUCUAUUGGGCCGAGGAGGCACCAGAGACCGGCUGCUGCAGCGAAAGUCCCUGGACCUCCCUGAAGACCGGGGUCUCUCAAGGCACUCUUUCUUUCUUUGCUGGUGGCGACCUUGGUGAUACCAAGACGCGCGCGGGUAUGUGGAUCCGGGUUGGUUUCGCAGUCUUCAGCAUGGUGAUGCUGGCAUCUUACACGGCCAACCUGGCUACGAUGCUCGUGAUCGAUGCGCAGCAGUCCUCGGGAAUUACCAGCAUCAAGGACUGUGACCCUCCCUCGGAUCUUUGCCAGAAAGUCUGCGUCAUCUCGCAGCAGCUGAACUUGGUCCGAGCGCAGCACCCUACUAUGGAUGUCGUCGUCUUCCAGAACUCCGGAGAUCUCGCAGGCGGUCUCGUGAACGGCGAUUGCCAAGCAGCCAUUGUCCCCGAGCACGACGUCAAUGCCCGAUCAGACUACCAGGAGACGAUGUGCGAGAAUGGCUUCCACCUG